This is a messenger RNA of Babesia ovata, 1920 nucleotides long. Its product is annotated as Extracellular matrix-binding ebh, putative. The record is from RefSeq and is a predicted model, not a curated record. NCBI's taxonomy places the organism in Eukaryota, Apicomplexa, Aconoidasida, Piroplasmida, Babesiidae. Bases 1 to 1920 code for a protein of 639 amino acids. The transcript has 2 exons.
AUGCGCGUGGCAGUGAUUUGUGAUCACAUUGUUGCAAUUAACACCGCAAAUGACACUCUUCUUCAUCAUGUUACCAACUUGAACACUUGGAUCACCGACGCCGAGAAAAUCCGUGCUGCGGCUGAGCAAAAGGCCAAAGAAGCCUACGACAAGUUGAAGGUUAAUGAGGCUUUGGACAAAAAUGUUAAGUUAAUUGUGGGGGCUAAAGACAAAAUUAACGAAGUUCAUGGGAAUCUGGGAAAGGUUCAUGGAACUUUGGGAGAGUGGAAUAAGCAGGCCAGCACAGUGCUUGAAGAGGCGAUUAGGCAGGCGGAGGAUGUGUAUUACAAGUUGGAUGAGAAGAGUACAAAGGAGGUAAUUGGUCUGAAACUUGGUGAAAUUGAGACUGCUAAAGGAAAAAUUGAGCAAGGGAAUUCAGAACUUAAAAAUGAAGUUGACAAUUUAGGUCAGUGGAAGACUGCGGCCGGUGAAGUUAUUGACAAGGCCAACGGGAAGUGUGAGGAGAUACUUAAGAAAGUUGGAAAAGAUAAACCUGAAGGUAAAAUUUUCCUGCAAGCUGAAGAGUUGAAAAAGAAAGGUAUUGAGCUUUUUACUGCAGCUCAGAGUGCUAAGAGCCUUGUUGAGCAGAAAGUCACUAAGGCGUUGGAGGCUGUUGUGGAAAUGGAUGCAUCGCUUAAGAAGGAUUUGAAGAGUGUGAAGGAGGAGAUUAAGAGAGGGAUUAAAGAGGUUAUUACGGAGUUGGAAGUUGAGAAAUUGGAUGAGAAAGUGAGAGAUGAUUUGACAACGUUGAAGGAGAAUAUUGAAAAGCUCACCGAAGAUGAUAAUGCUACUAAGAGUCUGGUAAAUGGGCAGUUGGAGGUGCUGAAAAGAGAGAAGAGUACGUUGGAUUUGACUACUAGCAAGGAACAUGGUUCAAUUCAGCGAGCGGUGAAUGGCCUUGACAGUAAUUUUGAUAAUCAUAUCCAAACUCCGCUUAGCCAGAAAGUCGGUGAAGUUGACAAGGCGAUUGAGGGGCUUGGCGGGACGUUUGAUGGGCUCAGCGGGGAAAAUGCAAAAAAGUUGGAAAAGAUUCUCGAUCAUAUUAAAGGGGAAGUUGAAAAGAUUAAGGGGCAGGCGGGAGAAAAUAAUUGGCAUAACUCCGGUGGCUCCGGCCUCGAGGGGAUUAAGAGCAAGGUGCAGGAUUAUUUCAAUGCGUUCAGCGGGAGUGGGCAGUUUGACAAAAUUGUGAAUGGUUGGUUGCAAGGCAUUUUGGGCAAGCAAGGACAGAGGGUUGUGGAGUGGUUUAAGGAGUGGACUGAUGACCAUGUCAAUGAUGUCCGGCCGACCGGAAAAAGGGUGCUGGGCAAUGAUAUCACAUUUGACAAAAUCAUCGACCAUCUUAAGAAACAGCUUCACGGCGAAGCCAAAGCAGCCGGUGGAGUGGUUGAACAAGGCAAAAGCACCGAUAACAUCACUGCGAACAUUGAGGCUGUGAAAAAAGGCUGCGAGAAAUUUGUCGAGAGCAUUGAUGAGAAACUUAAGAAGCAGCAAAUUAGUACACUUCUUCAAGCCGUGAAGAAAGAGGUUGUCGGCAAGAUUGUUAAGUUGAAAAAAGGCAAAGAUGAAGAUAUCGAUGAAGUCCUGAAAACAAUCCUUGUUGCCCUGCGCUCCACGUCCAAUCAGGUAUCCGAGGAGCUGAAUUCUGUGUUUCUCAACAUAACCGAUGACGGAGAUCCCAGCCCCGGAAGCAUCGCAUCCAUCCUGGACACUAUCACGCCGAUUGCUACUGAUCUCAAUAAUAAGCUUACCCAGGCGACUGAGAAGUCCGGGUCACCUCCCGUCUCCGGCCAACCAGAAAGCCCCGCCCAAGCCGUGGACAGUAAGUUGGGGGAAGUGAAGGAGCGAAAGAGGGCGAUGAAGGAGGAAGAUGGGUUGAGAUAA